AUAAGAUUUUAGAUUCUUUUUGUCUUGAUUCGGUUUAGUUUUGUUAUUUUGACCUUGAUUUGCUGGUAAAAAACAUCACCCAUUUCAAUAUCCAUGCAACAUAUGCAACCUUUGUAGUGGAUCUUCCACCUUCAAAUAAGAACAUAGAAUGUCAUCCCAUAUAAUAAAUGUUUUUUAUUGGGAGAUUUGAUUCGUCAUCUUCCAUACUCAAGGCAUCAGUUUGUCAAUUGGGUCCUUUGUAUUUCAUUUGUCUAGUUACAGCCUUGGCAUAAUGGUAAGAUUGCUGCACCAUGGCCUAGGUGUCGCCAAUUUGAAACACGGAAAUAGUCACUCCGCAUGUGGAGGUAAGGCUGCAUAGCCUUGUGCUUCAGGAUGUCCUUUUUUUAAUUCAUUUGUAAAGUUACGUCUUUUUCCCUUCUGUAUGCAUCAGCAAGUUAGGGUAUGAUUUCUAUCUCUAUUGUUCACAAUCUUAAAGGUUUUUAAGCCAGCCAUGAGAUAAGGAAUUCUCUGAUAUUCCUUGGUUUGGGUGCAUACCACAUGUCAUGCAACAUCUCUUUUCCCUUUAUCUUUUUUAGGAACCCAAUUGGAAAAAUGUUGAAUGCAGAAAAAAUUCUAUCUUGUGACAACAGAACAAUGCCUUUGAGAAGCUUUCUCUCUCCUGCUGCCUGUUACCCUCUUGUUGUUUGGACGCUAGUGUCUGAUUUAUCUCCUUUUUUAUGAGAUUCCCCUAUGUGUCAGAUUUUACUCCUGAUAGCUGUUAAUCACAUACUUGCAGAAAUGUCUAUUAUUGUUUGGUGUUGGCUUUAAAUUGUUUUUUUUUCAAGGAGGGGACAUCAGAGAAUUAGAUUCAAAAUGGACAACUUUUGCCAAAAAGGGAGAACUUUUUUUUGUGAUUAAUGAAGUCUGGUUUUUCUGCAAAAUUCUCUUUUUGCAUCCAUCCCAAUGAAACUCAUUCACUUUAUUGGGUCAUUGCUAUUUCUUGAAUACUCAUUAUUAUUGAACUUGGUCUAUGCAUCGUUGGUGUAUGCUAUGUGGGAUUUCUUUAUAAAUAUUACCCCAGCUGAAUUUAUUCAUUCAUAUAUCCCAGCUGUCCAUCACUCACUCGUCCCCAAGAACCCGACAAAUGCAGCUUAUGUCCCAUAUGUCAGUUCCUUAAAUAUGCGGACUGACAUCCUGAAUCCUAUAUUUUCAUUGGAAUCAUAUGCUGCCCUUGCAAGACAUUUUGGGACUGGCAGAUCAUUUUAAAACAAUGUUUUAAUCUUGGGAUUCAGAUCCAAGUAUAACUUGCCAUUUGGCAAGGUGGAGGUGGAGCAUAGACUUGCACAAAUUACACCUAUGGAGUUUGGUGGGAAGGCUCAUCAGUCACAAGAUGCAGAAACCAAACUGGACCAGGGCUAAUGUAUGCAAGGCUUGCAUGCUUUUGUCCACCUGAUUAUAGAGAUGACGGUGGCUUUAAAACAGCCAAGGAGCUCUUUCAUCUCAUUUUCCUGUCCCUGUGACAUGGACCUGAGGCACAUGCUGAAGCAUGCAACCAUGUUUGGCGAGCUUGCUUCUUUUGUUGAAGAAGUUUCAUCAGGGACUGAAAGAAAAACAAAAUGGAAGGCAUCAACAUGGGGCCAGGAUAGAUCAGGUCAACAUAAUCAGUCAAGAGAAUCUGUAGACAAAUUCACAUUCGACAAAGAGGCCAUUGAGCAAGUGCAGGCAAUUCAAUGGGCUUCCAUGAAUGAUAUUGCUUCUCUUUUAUAUGGGCCUUAUUUUGAUGAUAAUGCUAGAAAGAUGGCUGGUCGAGUAAUACCUUGGAUCAACAGUUUUUUAAUGGAACAAGUGCCUAAAGCACCAUGUGCUUAUUCAUUAGUGGUUCCACAAACACUAUCAUAUUCUAAGUUCACAGGAAGGGAGGACAUGUGGCUGGUGGUUGGGAUAAACAGAAAGGUGGUCACCUUCAAUUUCUCUUAGCAAAUGCUUCCUUGAAAAAUCUUCUGUAGACAAAGUUGGACCUGUUU
Messenger RNA from Elaeis guineensis (African oil palm), 2003 nucleotides. NCBI's taxonomy places the organism in Eukaryota, Viridiplantae, Streptophyta, Magnoliopsida, Arecales, Arecaceae. The record is from RefSeq and is a predicted model, not a curated record.